This is a messenger RNA of Saccharomyces cerevisiae S288C, 315 nucleotides long. RefSeq names its product Coa6p (gene COA6). The transcript has a single exon. The record is from RefSeq and is marked reviewed. The coding region runs from base 1 to 315 and encodes 104 amino acids. NCBI's taxonomy places the organism in Eukaryota, Fungi, Ascomycota, Saccharomycetes, Saccharomycetales, Saccharomycetaceae. Gene Ontology annotation, cellular component: mitochondrion; cytoplasm; nucleus.
AUGGGCUUAUUUUCAUUUGAUGGUGGCAAAAAGGAAUCACAACCCCCUAAUACCCGUUCACAGAGAAAGUUGUGCUGGGAGUCCAGGGACGCAUUCUUCCAGUGUUUGGACAAGGCAGACAUCUUGGACGCAAUGGACCCCAAGAAUAGCAAGAGUAUAAAGUCGCACUGCAAGGUGGAAAAUGAAAAAUUUGAGGAGAAUUGCGCCCAUAGCUGGAUCAAGUACUUCAAGGAGAAGAGGGUCAUCGACUUUAAGAGAGAGCAGACCAUCAAGAGAAUCGAGCAGGAAGCUAAACAGAGGGAACGAAAUCAGUGA